ACACUUGACACUAUGUCUCUUUUUUUCUCUCUCAUACAAGUCUCAGAAUUGGUCUCCCAAAAAUCGCCUCUCAGAUAUGCUUGUCACUAGAAUCUCGGCUUCUUCGGGGUUGUUUUCGCCUGAAGGUAGCUAGCGUUUGCAUCUUCAACUUCUUGCUGUAUCCUCACAUGAUUCUAUAGUAUACUAUCCUUGUUGAAUUUAUCAAACAUUAAACAACCUUAUAGUUAGCCAGUUGGCCAACCUCCUAAACCCCACCUGAGAAAUUAUUCAAGGUGCAUUGGGUAUUUGAAUCACAAUACCCUCUUGAAAAACAGAAAAAAGGCCUCUUUAGAAAAAUACUACAUCAUAAUUGCUUCAUUACCAAAUCGUUGAAAACUGAAAAGCUUGUACCAUGGAUACUGUAACCAAUCUUUACCGUAGAGCUAAGAAUUUGUUUGAUGGAGUAGACUCUUACCUUGUUGGAAACGAUCAACGAAGGUUAUUAAUGUCCAGACUAAAGAAGAUCAAGUUGAUGCUCUCGAGCGCAUCCGAUCAACUGAAUGAGAUGGGCGGGCUCGGAGCUUUCGACAAAGAGCUGGAGAUUAAACUCAAAUAUGGACUCAACAGGGUGGAGUUCCUUAUCUUUGAGACGUGGAGAUUCCAAUCAUCUGGCCAAGGUACCACUAAACCUUGUUGUGACAUCAAUUCUUUGUUUUCUCAUCUUUUAGUGAUAGGAGGAUGUAAUAAAAACAAAAGGUACUUGAGAAAACUAGCUAAGGAUGUUCUGCUAACGUUGCCUUCGUUUGCCAAUCCGGUUAACGAAGGACGGUCUUUUGUGAAAGAGGCAGCCAUAAUAUUUGAAAGAAAUAGUGAGCGCGAGUAUAUUAAAAGCUUGUUGCUGCAAGAGCAGGAUCCAGAUCUUGCUGGUGUCUCGGUUGUUCCUAUUCUUGGAAUGGCCGGCGCCGGGAAAACAUGUCUUACACGCUUUGUCUUUAACGAUCGUAGAGUCCAAGACCAUUUUGAACUGAAACUUUGGCUAGACAUUUCUGGACUUUCUAAUAGUGUAGAAUUACUGUUUAAAGUUGUUGAAAAUUUUAAAAUUGAUUUAACUCUUACUACGUACACACAUCUUACACAUCAAGACUUAUUAAAAACAUUUUUAGAUGGCAAACAAUACUUGAUUGUGUUAGAAAACCUGUCUGUUGUCAGUUCCAAGAAACAAGAAAGCAAAAAAACAAAAACCAAAACCAAAAAAGAAAAAGGGAAUGGUGGGGAGUGGUUCGAUAUGUUAAGCAAUUUGCUGGAUGCCUCUGCUAAUUGUAAAUCUGGUAGCAAGAUAUUAAUCACCUCGAGAUCGACAUCAUUAAAGCAUCGUGCCUUUCGUCGAUUGCCAAUGGCUAAAGGUGCACCCUACCUGUUAGAAUCACUUUCCCAAAAUGAGUCCAUGGCUUUGUUUAAGAACAUAGCAUUCAAAAAGAUAGCAGAAGAGGAUAGAAAUCCGCGUCUAAUAGACAUUAGUACUGAAAUUUUUAACAAGUGUGCCAAUAAUCUACACGUAGUAACAAUCGUAGCUUCCAUUCUUUCUUCUGAAUUUACUAAUCUGGAGACAUGGCAGUAUGUCAAUGCUAUGCUCGCAAGCAUAGAGAAUCCUGUAGAAUCUAUUCAGUUAGUAGUAGACGAAAUACAAAAAGUCAACCGAGAUAAAUUAUUGACUCACACAUCUUUGUUCCCACUUGGCUAUAAAUUUAGUAAGGCUGAUUUGCAGCCGCUUUGGGAUCACUUAGGGUCCCAUGGUGUGAACACAACAGAAGAGUUUGAGAAAGAAUUUGAGAAACUUGUUGUGAUGGGAUAUUUCUUUGAAGAUAGGGAAACAGAUAAAACUGGUGACAGAGUCUACUAUAAGGCACAUAUAUUAAUGCAUGAGGUGGUGAAGUAUCUAUCAAGAGAUGGGUAUUGUUUACUGGAUAAGCCUACAAAGGCUGUUGAGGCUGACAUCAUUCGACAUGCGAGCUUCAUUGUCGACUCUACUUGGGAAGUUCCAUCCUGGCUUCAGUGUGCCGAACAAUUGAAUUCUCUCUCUUUUCUCCCUAAAGAAUCAUGUGAGUCGGUUAGUAUUGGCAACAUUGAUGAAAUCUUUGCAAAAUUGAAAGCUUUACGUGCUUUAGAUUUGGUAAUGGUACAUUUUAAAAGCUCACCAGAUUUCAUAGGGGAAUUGAAACAGUUGGUAUACCUCAGACUUGGUAUCUCCCUUGAAUCUUUUCCCAAGUGCAUUCUAAACCUGAAAAACUUGCAAACUUUAGAUCUUCGUCACACAGCCAUUAAGAAACUACCAGAAAAUUUCUGUGAAUUGCGGCACUUGGGCUAUUUGUAUACUGGUUGUCGACUCAUUGAUCUGCCACCUUCGUUUGAGGAAUUAGCGAGCCUACAAAACUUAGACGAAUUCAUAGUAGGAGAGAAUAAUGGGCUAGACGCACUGGCUGAACUGAAAUUUCUUGUUGGGAAGCUGAAGAUCCGUUACCAAGAAGGUCGUGAGAAGCACACUGAACUGGUAAAUGCAAAAUUCUUAGCAACCAAUAACUUAGAAGACUUGUCAUUAUCUUGGUCUUCUCGGAAAGAAAAAUCAAUCGAAGAUGUUCAUCAGAAGAGAGAUGCCAUGGAGUUUGAAUUCUUGCGACCUCCUUCGACUCUCAAAAGCUUUGUUGUUAAGGGUUGGAAGGGAGUGAACUUUCCAAAAUGGGCGAUGGAUCGGUUCGCAAUCUUACUCAAGAAUCUCGUGUCCUUAAAUAUAGCAGACUGUCAUAAUUGCCAACAUCUUCCAUCAUUCAAUUCACUUCGUGCACUUAGGUCCCUUCAACUUUGGGGACUCACGGCCUUGAAGUGGAUAGAGAUUUGUGUUGAUGAUGGCAAUGUUUCUGCUUCAAAAACUGCAUACUUUCCGUCCUUGAAGUAUCUUAUGUUGGUUAAUUUGCCAAAACUAAAAGGGUGGUCAAAUAUGCAAAAGCGUGAUGUUAAACGGCGACAAGAAAAGCAUGAGAAACACAGAUAUGUACCACAGCAGAUUUUGAAGUGCCUAUUUGAACUCAAAGUAAGUGGCUGCCCAAAGCUGAUGUCGAUGCCUCUAGUCCCAAGCCUUGAGACACUUGAGGCAGUUAACAUUCACGAGAAGCUGCUUAAACAUCUCUUGAAUGCCCAUGAAUCGGCAGAAUCAUCGUCAGAUUCAUCCGCAUCUCCUACACUCAGAGAGCUACAUAUCAACUCUGUUCAUAAACUAGUCUCUCUCUCAAUCACUAUAUCUUGCUUACAGGUUCUAACUAUAAGAGAGUGUAAAGAAUUAACCAGUUUGCUGGUUGAAUCUCCUAACUCUCUCAAACGACUUAAAAUUCAAGCUUGCCCCAGUUUGAAAAAUAUACUGGGUGCAUUGCACAAUCUCAAUGUCCUCGAAGAACUGAAAGUUGAGAGCUGUGAAAAUUUAAGUUGGGGGGGUAAAAUAGAGGACGCUGAUGGAAGUGGUGAUGACAGUGAAAGAGCUGCUUGGCAAGGCCUCAAGAGUCUUCUGUCUUUCACACUGACAAACAUCUCUAAGCCCGAACCUCUGCCACGCGGCCUGAGUUAUGUAAGAACACUUAAAGAGCUUUCUCUCUGUUGGCUUUACAAUUUAAGUGUCCUCCCAAAGUCAAUUGAGCAACUCACCCAGCUUAAUCGGCUUGUCAUUCAAUGUUGUCCAAAAGUGGGAAAAAUUCCGGAGUUCUUCCCCAACCUCAAGUCUUUAAAUCAACUGGAGAUUAGAGGAUGCACCAAGCUACAGAGAAGAUGUAAUCAGCCUGAUGGCGAAGAUUGCUAUCUUAUUGAACACAUCUCUGACAUCGAUCUUGGUGAAUUGCCUAAACCGCGAAGUUCCUAAUUCUGUGUCCCAGAAGCCUUGAUCCCCCGGCAAACAGCGGGUUUUAAAGCUACAUUAAGAUCAUUAUCAUCCUAAUCUUAUGCAGAUGAUACAACCACAAUUCUGUUAUGAGAAAAUGGAUGAGCUUCAUCUAGAUGCAUGAGUAGUCUGUGUGUAUUAAGGAUGAUCAAAGUUACAGCAAAUCAUAAGCUUUUCCCUGGUCGUUUUGCUAGGCGCUAGCAAUCUCGACGUACCAUACAAUUUCUUUAGUGUUGUAUUCUUGUAAACAUAAAUCAAUUAGAUUACAAACUUUUUUCUGCACACAAAGAAUGAUACAGUUUUCUUGUUAUUAGUAUCAUUGCAGUUUUCUUCUUGUUGUAUAAAAUCUUACUACCAAUUAUAAAUGAAUUGAAUACUUGGUUAUUCACUUAUUCUACA
Messenger RNA from Beta vulgaris subsp. vulgaris (sugar beet), 4297 nucleotides. Its product is annotated as putative disease resistance protein RGA1. The record is from RefSeq and is a predicted model, not a curated record. Lineage: Eukaryota; Viridiplantae; Streptophyta; Magnoliopsida; Caryophyllales; Amaranthaceae. Bases 392 to 3880 code for a protein of 1162 amino acids. The transcript has 3 exons. Gene Ontology annotation, molecular function: ADP binding.